GACACUCUCUCACAAGUAUCAAAUUGCAACUCGCACCUCGCUAUCGCACCUUCGCUCUUAGACGAGCCAAUACUCGCACCGCAGAUAUCCAACAGCAGUUACCAUGGCGGGAGACGACGACUACGGUGAUUUGUACGACUUUGGCGACGUAGACGGCGGCGGGGACUAUGGUGCAUCCAGUGGUCCUACCCAAGCCGACGUCAAGCCGAAUGUGGGGAGUGCUAUCCAAUCGGUGACAUCGGACAACAACCAGGCCCAAUCCAACAGUCAGUUUGUCAACAACGGACCUUCAUACAAUAGCCGACCGCCGUCUGGGCCGUCGGGAUCCGGAGCUGGAGGACCGGGCGAGGAUGAUGUAGUCUACCUUGCGGAACUCAACUGGUGGACGAACGACGAACACCUCCGUGAAGCCGCCGCUCAGGCCGGUUUUCAAAUCAAGAUCGACGACGUUACUUUUUCCGAACACAAGGUCAAUGGAAAGUCCAAGGGUCUCGCUUGGGUAUAUUGUUACAACCCGCAGAACGCACAGGCGUUCAAGACGUGGUUCGAACACAACUUGUUCCAGGAUAAAACUAUCGCGGUGAAUAUUGGAUCGAGCUCGCAGGGCAACCCGUACAAGAUUCCGCCUAAAGAACCCAACCGAAUAAAGGGUCGGGAAGGUGCGGGUCCUCCUGCGCCUGGCGGUUAUGGAGGUGGUGGUGGCGGUGGGAUGGGAGGCCCCGGUGGAAGAGGUCGAGGCGGUUAUCGAGGUGGUAUGAUGGGCGGCGGUCCGAGUGGGGCCGGCGGGAUGGGCGCAAUGCCUGCUGCAGGAGGCAUGAUGAACCCCAUGAUGCCCAUGAUGAACCCGAUGAUGAACCCGGCCAUGAUGCAACAGAUGAUGCAGAUGAUGCAGGGCGGCAUGGGUGGUGGUGGCGGUGCGGCUGGUGGACAGGGUGGUUUCAACCCUCCCACUGGACCCAGAGCCGGAGCGGACGCUUCCGGCGGUGGUGCUCAGACAGACGAGUUUGGCCGAGCCCUCAAGAGAAGUCGCCAAGACUAGUCACUCUGAAAUAGCUUGUAUUUCGUACCAUAUCAGACGCGCAUGAUCUGCUACCAAACUGCUAAAUAAUGUUCGGGCGUGUUACGAUCUGUAUUCAUAAGACACGCCGAGUCGCUACCCAAAUCACCAGAUCGACGAUUCCGGAUUUAGGAGAGAAAGGGAUUGAUGGCGACGAUGCGAGAAUCUGUAUCGCCAUGGCAAUACAUGAUGUACAUUAGGACACACCCGUCUUUCAUAGGGAUUGUCAGUGUUAUGUUCGAGC
Messenger RNA from Filobasidium floriforme, 1301 nucleotides. RefSeq lists its product as uncharacterized. The transcript is spliced from 10 exons. The record is from RefSeq and is a predicted model, not a curated record. Gene Ontology annotation, cellular component: mRNA cleavage and polyadenylation specificity factor complex. Gene Ontology annotation, molecular function: mRNA binding. Lineage: Eukaryota; Fungi; Basidiomycota; Tremellomycetes; Filobasidiales; Filobasidiaceae. Bases 104 to 1039 code for a protein of 311 amino acids. Gene Ontology annotation, biological process: mRNA alternative polyadenylation.